AAGCCACCUUUGAAAGCUUGAGAACUUCACAGCCACUCUUCCAUCCACCCAAUUCCUGUCAGUGUGUGAGAUAUCCAUCUGCUGAGAAUCUCCUCGCCCAUGGCUCGCAAUCCAGACACUCCCGAGAUGGGGCUCGACAUCAGAGAACGGGGCCUCAAGAAACCCGUCGCUGUGGCCGAGUACUUGUUCAGAAGAUUGCAUGAGAUUGGCAUCCGCUCCGUCCAUGGCCUUCCGGGAGACUUCAAUCUGGUGGCCCUGGAUUACAUUCCUAAGGCCGGCCUGCGAUGGGUCGGCAGCGUCAACGAGCUGAAUGCGGCCUACGCCGCUGACGGCUAUGCCCGCAUAAAGGGCAUCUCGGCCCUCGUCACCACCUUUGGAGUGGGAGAGCUGUCGGCCAUCAACGGUGUGGCCGGCGCCUUCUCCGAGCACGUUCCCGUCGUGCAUAUCGUCGGCUGUCCAUCGACCAUCUCGCAGCGCAACGGCAUGCUGCUGCACCACACGCUCGGCAACGGCGACUUCAACGUCUUCGCCAACAUGGGCUCGCAGAUCGCCUGCGAUACCGCCCGGCUGAACAAGCCAGCCGAGAUCGCCGACCAGAUCGACCACGCCCUGCGCGAGUGCUGGAUCCGCAGCAGGCCCGUGUACAUCAUGCUGCCGACCGACAUGGUCGAGAAGAAGAUCGAGGGCGCACGCCUCGACACUCCCAUCGACCUGACGGAGCCCGAGAACGAGGCCGAGCGCGAGGACUACGUCGUGGACGUCGUCUUGAAGUAUCUCCACGCCGCCAAGUGCCCCAUCAUCCUGGUGGACGCCUGCGCCGUCCGCCACCGGGUGCUCAAGGAGGUGCACGACCUGGUGGAGAAGACGCAGCUCCCGGUGUUUGUGACGCCCAUGGGCAAGGGCGCCAUCAACGAGAGCCAUCCGUCGUACGGCGGAGUGUAUGCCGGGACCGGAUCGCACCCGGACGUUGCCGAACGGGUCGAGUCGGCCGACCUGGUCCUGUCGAUCGGCGCGCUGAAGAGCGACUUCAACACCACCGGCUUCUCGUACCGGACCUCGCAGCUCAACACGAUCGAUUUCCACUCGACCUAUUGCCAGGUGCGAUACUCCGAGUACCCCGGCGUCGCCAUGCGCGGGGUGCUCCGCAAAGUGGUCGAGCGCGUCGACCUGAGCAAGCUGUCGCAGCCCUCGUCGCCACAAGUCGUCAACAAGGUGGCCGAGAACUGGGACGACUCCGAGACCAUCACGCAGGCCUUCUUCUGGCCCCGCAUCGGGGAGUAUCUGAAGGAGAACGACAUCGUGGUCACCGAGACGGGCACCGCCAACUUUGGCAUCUGGGAGACCAAGUUCCCGCCCGGCGUGACGGGUGUGACGCAGAUCCUCUGGGGCAGCAUCGGCUGGUCCGUCGGUGCUGCUCAGGGGGCCGCGUUGGCUGCGAGGGACAUGGGCGUCGACCGGCGGACCAUCCUGUUCGUCGGCGACGGCUCGUUCCAGCUGACCGCGCAGGAGGUGUCGACAAUGAUCCGGCAUAACUUGAAGGUUACUAUCUUCCUCAUCUACAACGAAGGUUUCACCAUCGAGCGCUUCAUCCACGGCAUGGAGGCCGAGUACAACAACAUCGCGCGGUGGCAGUACACCGAGGUGCCGGCCGUGUUCGGUGCGUCGGACAAGCAGUGUCGCAAGUUUGUCGUCAAGACAAAGGACCAGCUCGAGAAACUGUUGACCGACAAGGAGUUCAACGAGGCCCGGGGGCUGCAGUUUGUCGAGCUGUGGCUGCCCAAGGAGGAUGCGCCAAGGGCGCUGAGGAUCACGACCGAAGUGGCCGCGAGAACCAAUGCAAGGGUCGAGUAACGGGAUGGGGCGUCUUG
This is a messenger RNA of Thermothielavioides terrestris NRRL 8126, 1868 nucleotides long. RefSeq lists its product as uncharacterized. The transcript has 3 exons. The record is from RefSeq and is a predicted model, not a curated record. Gene Ontology annotation, molecular function: magnesium ion binding; carboxy-lyase activity; thiamine pyrophosphate binding. Bases 127 to 1851 code for a protein of 574 amino acids. Lineage: Eukaryota; Fungi; Ascomycota; Sordariomycetes; Sordariales; Chaetomiaceae.